This is a messenger RNA of Triticum dicoccoides, 3894 nucleotides long. RefSeq names its product nucleosome assembly protein 1;1-like. The transcript is spliced from 3 exons. Bases 3242 to 3670 code for a protein of 142 amino acids. NCBI's taxonomy places the organism in Eukaryota, Viridiplantae, Streptophyta, Magnoliopsida, Poales, Poaceae. The record is from RefSeq and is a predicted model, not a curated record.
CGGCGUGGCCGCCUCCUCCCUCGGCAGUGCAGGCUUGGUCUGCACCUUCAGUGGCCACAUCCUCCCUCGGCAGCACACCCUUCAUUGCUGGUGGUGGUGGUUGGGCUUGAUUUGGGUGGUGCGGCCAGGCGAGCCGAGGCUCUGGCCCUGCCUUGCUGCAGGCUAUUCCUCGUCUCCAACGACGCCUCCUCCAAGCUGCGGUGUUGAUUUCGUUCGAUUUGUGUGCUAUGGUGGUCUUCCUUGGCAUGCGGUUGAGGCCUCCGGUGGACCCUUUGUCGGCGCCGCUCCGGUCCUGGCGGUUUUGGACUUGCGUUCUCCCCUCAAGUGUCCAUAGCCUGCCUGCGUCCUUUGUCGCUGCGGUUCCGGCGCCGGCGCUCCUAUUGCUGCGUCUCUCCGGCCUUUGCCUCGCCGGCGUCCCGGCGACUUCGUCCUCGGCAGCUUGGAUCUGCGCCCCUUUCCGGCUCCUAGCUUGUCGAUGGCGUCAGUUGCCUUCCUUCCUCCGCGUCGGCUUUUUCGGCCCUGCCGCCCUUUGACCCCAUCCACCUCCACGGCGAGCCAAUCCCAAAGCUUGCGUUUUUUUCGGCGUCGCCCGAUGCCACCCACCAAUGGCAGGCGCAACCCCACCCAACCCCGUCGUGAGGUGGUGAUCUCGACUAGCGAAGCUACUUCCUCAUCUUCGGCCCCUGGUCCGUGGCAAUGGGAUUGCUCGGACUCAGGCCAGGGCGAAAUCCCUGCUCGGCUCGCCCAAGCUGGCAACGACGGCACCUGUGGGUGUCGUUUUCCUUCUUGGAGGCGCUGCCAUGGCCUCUACUCGUGCCCCUCUUUGAGCAUCGGGGGAAACCCUUGGUCCGGUUCUUCGGAUCGGAUGGCGGCGGCGUCACGAUGUCGUGCCCCUUCUUGAAGGCGUCAUCUUGUUUGCUCGCGGCGUCCCCGAUAUUGGUGUUAGAGAUGAUCGUCGCCUAGCCGGUUUGGCUUGCCCCUCUAGCUAGGCUUGGCUUGGUGAUUUAGCUGUGUUUUCUCUUUGUCCGGGUUGAGCAUACCGUCUCUCUGCUCUGGGUCCCAUGUCCACACCUUCUCAUGUAUGUGUUCGUGCUGUGUUGUACCCUCUUAUGUACUCAUUCUGCUUUUCUUCUAUCAAUGCAAUGAUACGCAAGCUUUGCGUAUUCGCGAAAAAACACACCAACAACAUGUUCUUUGCCCGUGUCCUCCUCCUUCUCCAUCGCCGGCAUAAUUAGAUAUCCGGCAUGUUCAGGUUGAUGGUGUGUCAUGCGAUCGCCGCCGCGGCUACGGGUGCAAGCCUUCUUGGCUUGUUUCCACCGCAGGUAUUGCUGCGCCUGACGUGUGAGCAAAGCACGGAGGAGGUUGGGAAAGUGCUCAUGCACCACACACACGGGUGCAAUCUCCCAUCUGGAUGGAUUUUCAUGCGUGGGCAUGCGGCCUGCGCUGGCGGCCAUGAGAUCUUGGCACCGACCUUAUGAGGGACGAGAGCAGAAGAGAUAGAUGAUGUGGGAGCAAGGAACAAGGGAAAGGGGACUAGUGUGUUUGUGUUGUAUUGUGCUUGCGAGAUAGAUAUAGAGGGGGUCCUGAAAGGGGAGCAAUGUUGUCAUCAUCUACCAACUAGUAACGCUUGAGCUAUGUGACGUGACACAUGGUGGCGAUAAGCAUGGCCACAUUGCCAAUAGAUCUAUCACUAGAGUUAGCAGCACACGUUGGAAAAUCAUGUGUUGACUAAUUACUGUGGUUGAUUUUUUCUUCUACCGAGCUACUCCCUCCGUCCGAAAAUACUUGUCAGAGACAUGGAUGUAUCUAGAUAUAUUUUAGUUCUAGAUACAUCUGUUUUUAUUCAUUUCUGCGACAAGUAAUUUCGGACAGAGGGAGUAUUUUAAGAUGACCCCUCUUAUCUUCUACUCCGAGACCAUUCAUCAACGGUACAUUUGAUCAUUCAUCAACGGAGUAUGAGGUAAGGGAAAUGUUUAAUCUCAACUGUCCAUUCAUCAACAAUACUUUUUUUAGAGGAAACAAUCACCUUAUUAUUACUUAGUACAUGGCACCAUCAGCCAGUAAAACAUCUCGAUACAAACUGGAGAAACACUAAACCAAGUUUUGCAUAAAUUUAAAAGCCAACCCUCCAUAGCUAAGUUAUGAGCAGCUUUGUUCGUUGUUCGCCUGGCCCAAGCCACUCAAUACUCGGUGACCGCUUGUCAGCAUCUCAUUUAUUUCCUCGACAAGAGGACCAUGAAUACUGUUCUAAUUAUUGCAACUACUACUUGUUUAUUUUGCUUUUGAUAUCAAAUAUUCAUGGAAUGCAUACAUACAUAAUAUGCCUGCCUUAUUAUUGGAUAACACAUUUUUAGUUUCUCUAUUCAUCAUUUUUUUAAGAAAUACGAACUUUUGCUCUAAUCUUGUAUUACCAUUGUAGAAUAUUCAUACUAAAUAUACCUUGUAACAUUUUAUUAGUUUCACUGUUAGUUACGGAAAACUAUCUAAUCAGUUGUUGAUCCAAAAUUUCAGCAUGAAACAGUACAUCGACAUAAGUUAAACCAUAUCAAAAAAUUGAUCGUGGGCGAUUUUUUUUCUAUGUUGGAAUUUGUUUCACAUCAACUGAAUUAUUUGUCACUUCCAAAUUAUUUUGUUUCUCUUAUAUGGUAUUAAAGUGAGUACUUAGAUUUUAAUUAAAGGUUCAAAAGUUACCAAGAAUUUUUCCUAAAAAAAAAGGUUACCAAGAAUUAGCUGCGUUUUACUCACUACAUGAAUAUGCAAUUUAUGGACUUUGUGUGGUGAAAGUGACACGUAUAUUCACUAUCCAAGUUGGCUACCUAUUAACCUAGCUAAAAAGGUGUUAAAAAAAACUAGCUAAAAAAGAAUGUAAUGAUAGAGACGUGGAGCCCUAAAAAAAAGAUAGAGACGUGGCAUGUAGAAAAGUGACAUGGAAAUUUGAGCACUACAUGCUAUAUUUCCUAAUUUAACAUCAUAUUUUAAUGACAUAAUAGUUUCUUUUCUUACUUGCAAAAAGGGAAAAUUUUCAAGAGGUGAUAUACUAGCCAUCGAUCGGAUGCUGCAAAAUGGACGGUUCAUAUUAAUUGGGCCUAUCCUUAAAAUUCGCUUUGCAUACUUAUUUGGGCCUAAUGACUAAAUCCCAAAUAUAUACUGCCUGUCUCCUUCCCGAUUCCCGAAUAAAGAAACCAUCCACGCUUCAACCCUCGGCCACGCGCGCCGCCGCCGCCGUUCCCUCGUGGCAACCAUGGCUGGCGCUGGCAGUGGCAGACCACCCGGCGGCGAUGGCAACUGCAGUGUGAUUUAUUCACCCUAUCCGCGGUCGCCGCCUCUUGCUCCUUGCCUGACCUACCUGUUCCAACACUUCGGCCUGGACAAGAUCGGCGAUAUCAUGAACCGUCCCGAUGGCAAGACGUUCGAGCAGAGGAUCGUCCACCUACGAGAGGCACUAGAUGCUUUCGAACGUGCUCGUGACAUAUUCCACGUGGUCGAGGUCGACGAGGGCGGCGACGAGGAUGAGGACGAGGACGAGGACGAGGAGGAUGAAGAUCUCUUAGGUGAUGAAGAUGAAGAUGAAGAAAAACCAGAUAUCGUGAAACGGCCACAUGCUCCUAUUGAAGGCGAACUGGAAUGCAAGAAGCCACAGAUAGCACAAGACUUGAGGUGCCGAUUAUGAGAAGAACCUGAGUCUGGAGGGACAGAGAAUUCCUCGCGGUAGUUAGUGAUUUACGUGUGCUGUAUGAAGCACACAGCCUAUGUUUACUUAGUUUACAUUGCACCAACAUAUUUCAAGAUGCACUUGUUUAUACUCUUGAGGAAGCUGCGGUUUGGACAAUCUAAAAUGUUUAGAGUUGCACUUGUUUAUACUUCAGAGUAAGCUGCAGUUGGGUCUGUAGUUUA